Messenger RNA from Eurytemora carolleeae, 694 nucleotides. RefSeq lists its product as uncharacterized. The transcript has 10 exons. NCBI's taxonomy places the organism in Eukaryota, Metazoa, Arthropoda, Copepoda, Calanoida, Temoridae. The coding region runs from base 32 to 679 and encodes 215 amino acids. Gene Ontology annotation, molecular function: S-adenosylmethionine-dependent methyltransferase activity. The record is from RefSeq and is a predicted model, not a curated record.
CUUGUACAAGAGAUUUGAAUUGAUUGCUAAAAUGAGCCUAACCUACGACGCUUUGGAGAAACUUCUAGUUGUAAAGAAGGAGGAGGUUGUGAACCAGGGGAACGGAGAGCUCGGUAAGGUGGAGAAACUGGUUCAGGAGUUCUUCCAGAUGAAGGUCCCCCAUGGAUCCGAGAUACUUGACGUUGCUGCAGGGUCAGGAAUUCUCUCUUGUCUCCUGCAAUCAAAAGGAUACUACAACAUAGAUGCUCUGGAUGAAGACCUAGAUGUUAUUAAAGAGCUAAAGCAGUUGAACAUGUACAGGAACUAUAUACAUAGCGCUGUGAAGGGUGUAAGAUCUACUGGUCUGGAAUCUAAUGUUUACGAUGUUGUGAUAACUGCUGGAGGUUUUGCUAAGGAUGCUAUAAAUCCACUGGAUAUUACCGAGUUGAUCAGGAUUCUGCGUCCUGAAGGUCAUCUCCUGUGGACUAUGAGAGCUGCCCAGGAUGAGAGAUGUGCUGAGUUUGGUCUGCUGCUGGCCAACCUACGGAGUCUCGAGCGCGCCGGUCGAAUUCAGAUAAUCAAGCAUCAACAGUUCAUAGAUUAUGAUGGACUGGUGAGUAGUUUUCUUUUUUCACCUUUUCCAGAUUUGGAUCCUUGUUUCCGGAUUUUCAAAUCUGUCAAACUGGAUCUGGAUCCUUAAAACUGUCCUGUCAAA